GAGACUUGUAGAGGCGCAAAUUGAAACCAUCGUAAUGCUGAAGUAAGGUUUCCUAUUACAGCGAGAAUUUCUUUCCUGUUUUAACGGACGAAAUUUAAGCUUGGAGUCGGAAUGGCUAGUGGUGAUGCAGAAACCCACACUGAAGUUGUGGAUGAAAAGCCUCCGGCAAAAAAGCUGAAGACUGAUGACUCUGACGAUGCGUCCGUUGUUGAUCAACUUCCGUCCCAGUUUACAGCUGAAAAUGUCGUUGCUGAAACUCCUGUUGUGAUGACAGACAAUACAAACGUCCGGGCGGCUCCUAUCGGUGGAGUUGAAGCGAAUCCACCGAAUAUCACAGCACCCGUGGAGCCGACAACUUUGGACGAUAAUGUCAACGAACUUAGCCCACGGCAACCAGUGUUAGAGCAGCCUCGUAGACCAGACGCCCCACCUGUAACAGAUGUCCCUUCGACUAAUGAAAUGCCAUCUCCGUCUAUCGACAGCUCCAUGGAGAAGCGUCCCGUAGAGGACAUCAAAUCAAGCGAGGUGUGGUCGGAAACUUCAAAUACUGGAUGUACUCUUCCCGUUUCGAAUGUUACUUUGACUAAUCUCACCGAGUUCUCUCCUCAUGAUCCCUCGUCAACCGCUGUGAACCUCGAGAACUGCGUAUACGGUUUGACACCUGCGGCUGUGAUGACCAGUUUAGGCAAUCAACAGCUUAGACCGAUUGCAAACCAGUUUGGAGCGAAUACAACUACCCUGUUUGCUGCUGGAAAUUAUCCCCACAUCAUCACAACGCCAUCACAAGCUGGCUUGCAGGGCUUUGCUGCUGCUGGUGGAACACUGUCCGCACUUCCAGCAGGUGUGCUGUACGCCCAAACUGGUCCCCAGCCUUCAGCCGUUGCCGGCUUCUCGCUCUUAACACAACCAAUCCAUUACCAAACGGCGCCUUUGAAUGCUGCGGUAAAGAGCUCGACUGGCGAGCAGACAACAGAGCAAAUGAGUCAAGAACAACAGCAACAAGCUCAAACACAAGCGCAACAACAUGAGCAAGAAGCUUCACAACAGCCGGAUGACAACGACAUGCAAGCUGUGCCAAACAUCGCGUUCGCAACCGGUAACGCUUUUUCUAGCGGAAGUUACGCCGGUGUAAUACCCGCAGCUCAAGCCUAUGGCAAUGCCUACAUCGCUCAAGCUGCCCAACCGCCCGGAGUUGCAGGACAAACCGCCGCCUACGUGACGUAUCCCGUGACCAGCGGUGAAAGUCUAGUCACAUCGAAUGGCGACCUAAACUCCAGCCAGGCAAAUGGUCAGGCGUUAUACCAAUAUAAUCCUACAGCAUUUGGUCGCGGGCAACCUCCAACGUAUCCGUACAGUUUUAUUGGUAAUCCUGGAACAUAUGCCGCUAGAGCUUUUGUACCGGUGGCAGGCGCAACAUCCGCCAGUAUCGGCAAUUCGAGCAAUUACCAAAUGACUCAGUUAGCCAACGUCAUAACCCCAAAUACCUCCGCUGUUAUUGGUCUUCCAGAUGGCAUGAAUGGUAGUAACAUACAGUACGCUGGGCAGCUAACUACCGGUGUUGGUCACUCUGAUGCACCAAACAAUGUUAAAACAGAAAUGAACCCCGCCGUCCUUGUUCAAAAUACAACCACUGGUCCUGUCCAGGUUGCCGACACACAGUUUGUUGUCACGUCAGCCUGCGACACGGCAGCUAACAACCAACGAUUACGUAAUCGAGCUGGACGUGGUCGUAGUAAAACUACUGGUCGUGGACGAAGGUCGGUCUCGGGACCUGGGCCCGAAGUAGAUCACAACAUUGAGAGAAUUUUCAUCUGGGACCUUGAUGAGACAAUAAUAUUAUUCCAUUCUUUGCUUACUGGUUCGUACGCUGGAAAAUAUGGCAAAGAUGCUUCUUCAACUGUAAAUAUUGGUUUAAGAAUGGAAGAAAUGAUUUUCAGUCUCUCUGACACACACUUGUUUUUCCAUGAUCUUGAGGAUUGCGAUCAAGUACAUAUUGAUGACGUUGCUGCUGAUGACAAUGGCAUUGAUUUAAGCACGUAUAAUUUCGAGAAUGAUGGGUUUCGAUCUUCUGGCGGUAUUUGUCUUAAUCAGAACAUGCGCGGUGGAGACUGGACGAAGAAACUUGCCUAUCGCUAUAGACGCAUUAAGGAGAUCUACAAUAGUUAUCGUAAUAACGUUGGAGGUUUGCUUGGACCUGCGAAACGAGAGACAUGGCUUCAACUGAGAAUGGAAAUGGAGGCACUAACUGACUCGUGGCUGACCUUGGCUUUAAAAGCUCUCACGCUUGUACACUCAAGGUCGAAUUGUUUAAACUUACUUGUUACAACGACCCAACUUGUUCCUGCAUUGGCCAAAUGUCUUUUAUAUGGUUUGGGUGGCAUCUUUCCUAUUGAAAACACGUAUAGCGCCGCUAAAGUAGGGAAAGAAUCGUGUUUUGAAAGAAUUGCAAAUCGCUUUGGUCGAAAAUGUACUUAUAUUGUUGUUGGUGAUGGUCGUGAUGAGGAGUUAGCGAGUAAAACGAUGAACUUUCCUUUCUGGAAAAUCUCCUGUCAUCAAGAUCUCAUAAAUCUUCACCAUGCCUUGGAUCUCGGCCAUUUAUAAUGAAGCAAUUGUCGUGUAGGUUUGUGAACCACAUGUGACGUAGGCUUGUUUGUAAAUACGUCAUUUCUAAAAUGCUCAUGCGCAGCAAAACGUGUACUGAUGUGGCAACAUAUAAUGUUAGCACUGUUUAUCGAAUGAUCUUUAAAUUUAUAUAUAUAUAUACAAAUACAUACAUGUGGGCUACUUUAUUUGAACAUUGCUGCUCGGUUGGUUGCUCACAGAAAUUAUUGUACUUUUAGAGAGAUUUGUGAUCGCACAUUAGAUGUGUUUUAACCCUUAUCUUAACUUGAGUUCUCGCCCUUACACGAUAAAUGGGUUAGAUUAGCAAUGACAUAAUAGUUGCAAUCUUAUUUACGUGACACGAGAUUUCUGCCACUACUCAAAAUUAUAAGGAUCUCCGAGGCGCUGCAAAUUGUAAACUGCAUUUUGGGUUGCGAUACGUGGUGAUUAGUAUAAUUAAUGCAUAAGUAUUUUCUCUUCAGUGUCGAGGUCAGCUAGAUUUUAUUCAUCCAACUAUGCAGGCACUUCAGUGCUUACAAAAUUUAAACUUAAUGAAUUCCAACAAAUUUACGCCCUUGCAUAGCAGGCUGAUAUUUCGGGCUGUCUUUGCUACUGCUUCCAGCCAUUGAAAAUAAAAAUGCCCGUCCUUAAAAUUAGUAGUUUAUACGUGUUAACAAUAUAAAAUGCAUUGAUGACGUGCUAUCCUUGAACUAAAUAUAACUGGAAGGCUACCUUCACCCAGAAAUUUGAAGUUGAAGUCGGCAGUAUUAUUCUCAGUCUUUCCGCGCUUAUGCUAAACAUGUUCAAAACAAAAUAAUUCAGUGUUUUUGAAGUGACCGUGAGAAAAAAAGGAAAUAAAUCGGAAAAACUGUUUCUGAAAGAUCUCGAUUUGUUGAACUUAUUUAUAGCAAUAUUUUUAGAUUAAUACAUUAUUAUAGAAACCAUUUUUGUGGAGAAAACGAACUUAACAAACUUUGACAAAUACGGACAUGUCGACAUUUUGCAAAGAUGCCUUGUUAUGUUGACAUUCCUUAAAAAAAUGUUUGACCACUAAUGAGACUGACAUAAAAACACAGUUGAAUAGCACCUGAACGUAAAGAAGUCUAUGUUAUAAAGUGCCAUUUACGAAAAACAUCGCAAUUCUUCUCACUUGGGCCAAAAUGAAUCCGAGCGCAAACCUUUGCCAUUUAUAAGUUUCCUGUGUAAAAAAUGUUUGGUCAGCAGUAAACUUAAAUUUCUUGUAUUGUUAGCACAAGACAAGGCUGUAAAACAAAAGUUUUGCCUAAAAUCCCGUUAUAAACAUGUUUUUUAUUGACUUGUUCGUUUUGUUUACAAUCACGCGUCACGAAGCUGAACUUGCAUGAUUUGACUUCCACACACGCGUGUCUGGAGGUCAUAUCACGCAAAUUUUGGCUUUAUUUCGUGUGUUACCGAUAUAUCAUAAGGUAGCCUUCCAGUUAUAUUUAGUUCAAUUCGUGCUAUUGACACCACUGAAGUGAAUGUAACUGGAGGGCUACCCCAACCAAAAUUUGCAGCCAGCAAUUGUACUCAUUUAAUUAAAAUACAUGGAACGCUACCUGUAAUAUAAAAGCCCAAUAAUUUUUAGAAGCCAAAUUUUACACCCAGACACGCGUGUGUAAUUCAAUGAAUUUUCACUCCGCGAAACAAUCUCAACACUCUAUACACGCGUGUCGGGGUGUAAGAUUAGGCUUCAACUACUUGCUUCAGUUAGCGUUUCAUGUAUUUUAGUUCAAUGAUUCUACUACUCCCAAUCUUUCCACGCACGGCCCAAAGAAAAUUCAUUUACGACGAUAAACUAGGAAAAUGCGUGCUUCAUGCAAGAUGGCUUUAUGUUUAUAUUAAGGUAGUCUUCGAGUUGUUUAUUUAGUUCAAUGAUUAAACCUGCAAAAAUAUGGCGGCUUGGCGAUUUCAUCCGAUUCUUUGUGGUUUUGAAAACAUUUAUAGCCACAUUUCUACGUGCAGUGGAAAAUUUCAUAACUUUUUGUAAAGAGAAGAUGAUCAGACAAAGAUGCUCAAACGCCAAUCGAAACGAUUUCCGCUUUAAAAGAAUCGCGUGGAAAAUUAAACAUGCCGCCAUGUUUUUAAUAGCGGUGAAUACAAUUGAAAUGUUCACUGUGUAGAUUUCUUAUUCGUCCAAGAUUUCAUACAAAAUAUUGCAGCAACUUAUGUCGAACAGAAAUAAUUUGUUUCGACUGGAGAUAAUUUUAAAUUAGAUUGGGGAGAGUUUAUUUCCUGUAAAUAAUAUAACACUAAAGAGGUUUUGUUAUAAAUAACAGUUUAUUAUUCUUAA
Messenger RNA from Xenia sp. Carnegie-2017, 4912 nucleotides. RefSeq names its product eyes absent homolog 2-like. Gene Ontology annotation, biological process: positive regulation of DNA repair; cell differentiation; multicellular organism development. The record is from RefSeq and is a predicted model, not a curated record. The transcript is spliced from 15 exons. Gene Ontology annotation, cellular component: nucleus. The coding region runs from base 112 to 2601 and encodes 829 amino acids. Lineage: Eukaryota; Metazoa; Cnidaria; Anthozoa; Malacalcyonacea; Xeniidae. Gene Ontology annotation, molecular function: protein tyrosine phosphatase activity.